This is a messenger RNA of Cyprinodon tularosa, 1203 nucleotides long. Its product is annotated as macrophage mannose receptor 1-like. The transcript has 3 exons. Lineage: Eukaryota; Metazoa; Chordata; Actinopteri; Cyprinodontiformes; Cyprinodontidae. The record is from RefSeq and is a predicted model, not a curated record. Bases 11 to 829 code for a protein of 272 amino acids.
GUCACUAAGUAUGGGAAAGAAAGGCCACUCUGAGCUGAUGUUGCUCCUCUUCACGAUGGCUGUGCUUUGUCUAGAAGCAAAGAUACACAAAACUGUUUACAUUUCUUUUCAGAAACUCACUUGGGAUGAAGCAAGAAAGCACUGCCAGGAAAACUAUAUCGACAUGGUUACCUGGGACGUAGUAAACCCCGAGCUGCUGAAUGAAUUGUUGAAGGAAGAAGACGACAGUAACUUCUGGAUUGGUUUACAUGAGGAUCCUGAGCAAUUGUUGUUCUGGAGUUGGAUCAAUGUAAAAACUGGUAUAGGCUUGACAGGAGAUAGAGUCAAUGACAGUGAGAGCUGGCACCUCACGCUGCAAUCGUCUGGUAGCUGUGGCUCUUAUAACAGCCGAACCAAAAAGUUAGAAAGCGAGUUAUGCACGAAACAGCUUCCCUUCAUCUGCUUUGGUGACAACCUGAUUAUAGUGGAUGAGAAAAAAACAUGGGAGGAUGCACUAAAUCACUGCAGGAAAAAGAUAACUGUAUCCUCCAAAUCUGACCUCUUGAGCAUUACCAACCCAACUGACUACUACUACGUCACUGAUCGGAUCUACAGAGCCACCACUGAGGAGGUUUGGACAGGCUUGCGUUUUCUGGGAGGGGAGUGGUGGUGGUCAGAUGGAGAGACUUUGGACCACCAAGAGACGCUGCCGGGGUGCCCCAGCCAGUGGCAGCACUGUGGCACCCUGUCCAAAAAUAACAAGGGAUUCUGGAUCACCAGAGACUGCUCAGAGAGGAGGAACUUCAUCUGCUAUUAUGAAAAAGUAGCCGAACAGAAGGAAUAUGUGUAACUCUAUUCACUGUUGAUGUGUAUAGUCCCAUGCUUGCUUUCCACUGAUGUAGCAUUUUGUUGUGAUAGACGAACAUUUCAAUUCAUAAGUUGAUAAAUGUAAAAACAUGCUUUUUAUUUGUUAAUAGUGCCAAAGCAUAGAUAUUUUAACACAGAGAGGUCCAAGAUGGUAAUAAUCUGUGUAUGUAAAGCUGGACUUAGGGCUGAGGAGCAAUAUUUAAAUAUUCAACCAAAAGCAGCAAGUAGUUUGAUUUAUGUUAUUUAAUUAUCUCUUAUCCUAUCUCUAAUUGCUUUUGCAUGGUCACGCUGUGGUAGAGUUUUUACCACCGUUGUCAACAGCAAAGAACAAGGUAAUGGAAUUCAUACAGAUGAUUU